Molecule: messenger RNA, 1905 nt
Organism: Xylaria bambusicola
Lineage: Eukaryota; Fungi; Ascomycota; Sordariomycetes; Xylariales; Xylariaceae
Exons: 2
Coding region: 525-1637 (370 amino acids)
Source: RefSeq, a predicted model, not a curated record
GUAUCCAUUUAUCAUUGUCAAGGGUACACAUAUAUGACUAACCUUAGUAUAGCAAGGGCGCUCCAGCCGCACGACCAGUGAUUGUUAAUACUUAUGGAAUUAUCACGCAAAGACCUACAUCCAGCCUUUUUUUCGCUGCAUAUACUUGUCAUACCUAGUCAUUAAGUGCAUAUCUUUGCCGCUGCCGACGGCAACCUACUGUCUAAGUGUCUGCUAAGUGGUAUAAUGGCUGCCAGGUCGUGAAUCCUUCGGGCUACUCAUAACCUGAGGGGCUGACGGCCUUAGUCCUGAUACACUACUCCACGUGGUUGUGACAGGGCGCCUAGGUAGGUACCAUCUUACGGUCUGGGUAUAGGUAUAUGAGGUAGGGACGCUGCUCUUCUGGGAGGUGCCAGUAGUUGAUUUAAAAAGGCCGGGGAGAAUCGCCUGAAUAUUAGUCGCACGUGUAUAUGUGUUAUUACACACCUUCAUAUCAGAGUUCCUCUCGUUGAUGCUUGUGAGACUACAAUACGUUCACUUUCGCAAUGAAGCUGCUUACAGCCGGUCUGGCUUGUCUGUCCGGUCUUCUCUGCGUGGUACAGGCCUCGCCGACGCACCAAUUUGACCACUUCUUCCCAGGAUGGAAUAAUCUCGUCCAGAACAUCCUGCGGGAGAACUGCUCCGAGCCUUACGCCGAAUACUUGGCGGAUAAUCUCAAUCUCACGCUUGGAUUCCAGUCCCUCGUUAACCCGGUGAUCGAUUGUAUCUUGGAAGAAUUCCCAGAGUUUCGCAAAGCAGAAUUGGCUACUGGCGCCCUUGUCCUAGGCUUGAUUCCUACUAUAUUGCAAUCUAUUGGUAGCUCGACGGUGGAAACGGCCCUCGUCGGGCUGCGACGCCCAGUGUUAGGUUUCCUCAUUUCUGCCGGUAGCCCAGCAGUAUCGAUGAUGAAGACGAAUGACUUCGCGCGCGCAGUGACGGAAUUUGUUGAAGGCGGCGAGCCGACAGAGCUCGGCAUCGAGAGCCUGCGCUGGAGCGCGGGACGCGCGACAUGGGCAGUUCUCAUCGCAAUACUCGAAUAUGUUAUUGUGGGAGGUGCCGUGGCGAAUGUCUUGCACCUCGCCUGGGAGCUGGGCUACCACGCCGUCGCCAUUUUCGCGCCUAAUACCAUCUUCGGCGUGCCGUUGUGGACGCUGGGCGCUGCGCUCAUCCACGUCGCUGGUUGUGCGGCCUUGUGGGUGCGCAUCCGGAUCCGGACUGUCGAUGCCAGGAGUGGACCGGGAUAUACUGUGAGCACGAAACCCCUGAAUACAUGGGUACCGGCACAGUUUCUCCCGGCCGUGUUCCAGCCCCCUAUCGUGUUCGAGUUGCGACGAGAUAGAAGCAGUUCUUUCUGGUUCUACUCAUUGACUUGGGCCAUCAGCAUCGGCAUCUUGGCUCAAGUUGCUUUUGGCACCCUUGUUCUAUCAGGGUUGCUAUUCUUCAGCUUGGCUGACUGUUUGAUCAUCGUCGGGCGAUACACAGUCAGUGCUGUCGCCUGUCGAGCGGUGGUAAGGCUAGAGUUAGCAGGGAUGACGGCGGCGCUGGCCAAGCCUACGAGUAAUGAAGCAGCGGUGCCGCUUACAGACUGGAAAGUACAGCCGCAGGAUAUUUCAGAUUGAAAUAUUAUUCUUGUUUGUUAUUAAUCAUAGAUGAAACUGUUUGAAAUUGGAUGCAAUAGGUGAUAGCGAAAAGUGCCUGUAUUAAGUUAAAUCUGAUCCAUGAGAUAGAUCAACAAGGGCUGAGCUGAGAUACAUAAUGCCUCAGCGUUCAAGCAAUAUCAUACUUUCAAUAUCAGGCGAGACUGUGAUCCGGCUAACAGAAUGUUCGUUCUGGAUUAGGUAUUUAUCUGUCUUAUAUCUGCUAAGCCGGUCAUUGUUUAACUUGAGU